Messenger RNA from Archocentrus centrarchus (flier cichlid), 2328 nucleotides. RefSeq names its product coiled-coil domain containing 62 (gene ccdc62). The transcript has 13 exons. NCBI's taxonomy places the organism in Eukaryota, Metazoa, Chordata, Actinopteri, Cichliformes, Cichlidae. The coding region runs from base 282 to 1880 and encodes 532 amino acids. The record is from RefSeq and is a predicted model, not a curated record.
GAUUCAAAAGUUGGUUGAAGUUUGCACGAAGCUAACUUUCAAGCUUUCUGGGGAGCGUUUGAUUCUCGGUUAUUCAGACUACAUUCACUGCGCAUCCCUAAAUUAGAGCAGCGCUGAAGUUUUCGGACAGUUAUGAUAUGGUAAGUUAACGUUAGCUAGCCUUUUAAACUUGCCCGCGGCUUGCCCCCAAAAGAUGUCCUACAAAAAGCUUGGUACAACAACAACAGUGCAAGGGGGUGCUGGAGAUUAAACUGGUUUCAGUGGAAAGCUGUAAUGAUGUGAUGGAGGAAGGGAGAAGACUUUCCUCAAGUGAAAGUGUUCUUGGAAAAGCCUCAGCCUGUUCCCUCUGGUCAAAUGGUGAGCGGUGGCACAGCACUCCAGUUAAAACGAAAAAUGAAGGCACUUUCCUUGAUCUGCGCCAAACACCUGGUGGAAGCAGCUUCAAGAUGGACAGCAGAGCAAAACAGUACAGCAUAGGCACCCCUCCCAUCUCAGCAGACACCCUCUGUACUCCCAGCAUGCAGGAAACUGAGUUUCCUGUAACCAACCUGAGCAGCUCCACCAUCCAGAGGCAGAGGAGGGAGCUGCAGCUGCUGAUGACUGAGUUAAAGGACAGGGAGAAGGAGCUAAAUGCUAUGGCUGCUUCCCAUCUUACGCAGCAUCGUGCCUGCGAACAAUACCGUCAGAGGGUGCUGACUUUGGAGCAGAGGUGUGCCCGUUUAGAUGAGGAGGUGCAGAAGCGUAACGAGGUGAUUAGAGUCUUGACUAAACAUGUGGGGGUGGUGGAAACCAGGGAAAAGGAGGCCCAGAGGGAACUCAGCGAAGCCCGACAGCAGCUGUGUGAACUUGAGAAGAAGCAGCAGCACAUCCGUGAGAAAUGUCAAGACUUUGAGGAGAAGAACCAGAGUCUCAGCUCCACAGUCAUGGCUCUGUCCACUCAAGUGGGCUCUCUGCAGGUCAGGGAGGAAGAGCUCAGUUCCAUGCUCAAACUCAAGGAUCAAGAUGUGGCAAAAGCUUCAAGUUACAUACUCGACCUCUCAGGGCGCCUGCAAGACCUUGAGACAUCUCUGAAGGAGAGUCGCUCACAGGAAAGCAAGCUCGCGAAAGACUUGGAGGAGAAUAAACUGCGUUACAAAGAAGCCGGACAUAAAGUCACACAGCUCAAAGAGGAGCUGCAGCAGCAGGUAGCACAGAGCAGCACCCAGAGAGAGGAGAUCAUCCGCCUCAAGCAGGAGCUCCAGCUGCUUCACAGGGAUGCCCUGACAGGGGAGGGCGUCAGCUGGAAAGAUGAGCUGCUAGAACUGGCUCGCUCCAAACAGGAACGCCUCAUGUCUGAGCUCCGCUGCCUACGACAGGUUUGUGAGAAUCAGCAGAGCGACCUGAUGCAGCUGAACCGUGAAACCCUGAGGGAGAAGACCAGUCAGGGAUUACUGGGCAGUCAGGAUGAUUUAACAUGUAACUGUCAAGGCGACGAGUCACCUUUUUCACUCAGAGGGAAGAACUUGAAACCUGUACAUGAUGUCUCCACUCUGCCUGCAGCUGCUCUUCAGUGCUCAGACAACUGUGACCCGGGAGUCUUCUCAGCAUACUUAAUGAACGGGGGUGACCCUCUCUCCAGGUGCUCUCUGCAGCAGCUCAUAGAUGAGUCCAGGCUGGCCGUGGGGGGUUCAGGGAGACUCCACAGUUCACUACAGAAUAACGGCCAUACAGCGAGUUGCAGGACCACUGACCCUUUUUAUUUCCAUGAGUGCCAGACACCCCAACACCACCCAAGUUCCUCCAUCCUCAAGACCAGUCCAGCUCCACCCAAAACCUGUCCUCAGCAUGGCACCAACCAGCCGGCAAACCACGUGGACUUCCUGACUCAGCUGAAAAAUUGAUUUUCCUCAUGGAAGUUUCAGUAUUUACCAAAGUGACGCCAAGCGCUCAACUGUUGAGCUCUGAGAUGGGACUGAAGAAUCAGUGUUGGUACAUCAAGUACUUGUUGAAUCCUACAGGCUCCCAGAAAGAAGAUGAAGUGAUAAAAAUACAGACUUUUUAUAUCAUUAAUAUGGUUUUAAAUUGUUGGAUGUGUUAUAUAUGUACAAAGUCAAAUAAAUCUGUCAUUGAUUAACAAAGUUAAAGGGUGUGUUUUCAAAAUCUCACUUAUGGUUUUUAAAGGCUGAAAUGUGUGGAGUGGGUGAGAUGGGAAACCAGUCCUACAGGGUUGAUGAGUGGUGUGUGUCCUUACACCGUUUUUCCAGUUUCACUGCUUACAGAUCAGCCAGGUGACUCAGGUGAAAUGUCUGCAUCUUUUAAUAGGCUUUACAACUUGUAACUUGGAUUUGU